GCCCACCCUGAUGUGAUGAUCAGUCUGGGCGAAGGGGCCAAGCUGGGUAUUAAAGAAUGCCAGUAUCGGUUUGCAAAUCAAAGAUGGAACUGUUCUACCCUCGACAGAGACGCUUCAGUGUUCGGGAAAAUUAUUCUGAAAGGUAGUAGAGAAGCGACGUUUGUGUACUCCAUUUUAUCUGCGGGAGUUGUUCACGCCAUUACGCGGGCCUGCAGCAACGGCGAACUGAUGAACUGUGCGUGCGACCCAACGAAACGCGGCAAAGCACGAGACCGUAGGGGUGAUUUUGCCUGGGGAGGAUGCAGUGACAACGUGCGAUAUGGGACAAAAUUUUCCAGAAUGUUUAUCGAUGCCAAAGAAAAAAGAGUUCGAGAUGCAAGGGCAUUGAUGAAUCUACACAAUAACAGAGCAGGAAGGAGGGCAGUAAAACGCUUCAUGAAACUGGAGUGUAAGUGCCAUGGGGUCAGCGGCGCGUGUACCAUCCGCACUUGUUGGCUCGCUAUGCAGGACUUUCGCAGGGUCGGGCAUUAUUUAAAAACCAAAUACAAUGGCGCCACUCAGGUAAUGAUGAACCAAGCGGGCACUGGACUGAUAGUGGCCAAUAAAAACCACAAACGACCCACGAGGUCGGAUCUGGUGUACUUAGAAGCAUCGCCGGAUUACUGCCAGAGAAAUUUACAAAGAGGUUCCCUCGGAACGGCUGAUCGCCGAUGUAACAAAUCCUCACGAGGCACGGACGGAUGUGACAUCAUGUGCUGUGGCAGGGGAUACAACACGAAAACUGUUAAACAGACCAGUAAAUGUGAGUGCAAAUUCCACUGGUGUUGUUUCGUGAAGUGUAAAACCUGUAUGGAAUGGGUUGACAUUCACACCUGCAAAGGUGGAGACGAAUACCCAAACAACUGAUAAGUGCUCUGCUCACCUACGGACCGUAUAUAUUUGUAUAUGUGUGUGUACAGUGGAUAUUUGUGCAUUGUCAUAUAUACCAGGAAGAAGUCUGAAGCUGAACCCGGAACGUUUUAAAUGCGACAGAACUUCAAUGUAUAUGCCUGUUGAUGUAAACUGAAGCAAAAAACAUUAAUGGCCUAGACAAAUUGCUAGGUUGAGAGCGCCCAAGUGGACAGAGACGGACUGGUGCGUAAAUGUUUGCCAUCAGCGAAAGUUAUACGGACAAUUUGGGGGGAAAAGGCUCUUUCUGUGUUUCUGGGAUAAAAUAAUUGUUUCCAUGUAUAAAAAAUGAAUGCCUCCCAGAUAUUUCCAUAGAUACUAUUGGAUUUAUAUAUUGUGGAAGUCUUUCACUUUCAUCUCUCUUAGCAAAAAUAGUACGGAAUGACGUAAUACUGAAAUUUGUUGAAAUUUUAGAAUAAGUUUCUACUUGCGAAUUAAAGUAUUCCCAAAAUAUGUAUCUUGCAUGUAGAUUACACCAGUGUUAUGGCGACCAUACCGUUUCACCAAUAACUCUUUUGCAAUCAGAACUGUUAAUUUGGCUUGCAUGUUAAAAGAAGAGCGUUAUUUGUACUUUCAGAUGAUUAGAAUUAACUUGUGCAAUAUGUGAUGGAGAGGAUAAAUGUUCAUGAAGACAGAGGAAUUUAUACCUCAAGCAGAUGCUUUAAGAUUCCCUUCCAAAACAGCUGGUAUUUAUUAAAUAAGCCACUAUACUUAAUUUGACUUAACUUUUCUCCAUAGUACUUCACACCCAUUACAUGGUAUACAUAUAGAUUCAACUGAACAAUUUUUAAAAGGGGUCUAUAUGUAUAAAGACGCCUGUGGUUUGAUGUGUAAUUUAUAAUAUAUACUUAUGCACAAGCAAACAUGCGCAUGUGUAAUCAUUCUUUUGUCUGCUAUGCGAAGUCAAAAGACGAGAAG
This is a messenger RNA of Liolophura sinensis, 1866 nucleotides long. RefSeq names its product protein Wnt-2b-like. Gene Ontology annotation, molecular function: cytokine activity; frizzled binding. Gene Ontology annotation, cellular component: extracellular region. Gene Ontology annotation, biological process: canonical Wnt signaling pathway; multicellular organism development; neuron differentiation. The record is from RefSeq and is a predicted model, not a curated record. The transcript is spliced from 4 exons. Bases 16 to 906 code for a protein of 296 amino acids. NCBI's taxonomy places the organism in Eukaryota, Metazoa, Mollusca, Polyplacophora, Chitonida, Chitonidae.